This is a messenger RNA of Selaginella moellendorffii, 1835 nucleotides long. Its product is annotated as bromodomain-containing protein 4. The transcript has 3 exons. NCBI's taxonomy places the organism in Eukaryota, Viridiplantae, Streptophyta, Lycopodiopsida, Selaginellales, Selaginellaceae. The record is from RefSeq and is a predicted model, not a curated record. Gene Ontology annotation, cellular component: nucleus. Gene Ontology annotation, biological process: regulation of DNA-templated transcription. The coding region runs from base 262 to 1662 and encodes 466 amino acids.
GCGGCUCCUACUGUGUAUGGCGGAAAGGGAGAGGUUUUAUUUUCUCGCUUUGAUUUGUGGCCGAGGGCUCGGCGGCACGGCACGGCGCGGUAGAGCAUCUUGGGGCGCGAUUCGAGCUGAUUGAGUGGCGGAUUAGGGUUUACGCGCUCGGGGAGCCCGGAUUUCGUCCACUCGCAGGUAGAGCUCUCCCUCUAAGGAUCCGAGGAAUCACACCAUUUUCUUGCUUUGGCAGUGAUCGCUCCCAAAGAGCUACUCAGUGUCAUGUCUCGUCACGCUGACUCGGAUGAUUCGUCCAACGAGGGCAGUGGGACUGACUCGGAGGAGGACCAGAAGCCCGACGAGAUGUCGUCCCGCUCGGAGGGUUCGUCCGAGUCCGACUCUGGGGACGAGACCGAGGAGACCGAAUCGCGGUACAUGGUCCAGAAGAAUGAUCCUGGCGACAAGAGAACUCGCGAGGAUCUAGCCGCUGUGGAGCCGGCGGCCAAGAAGUUGAAAACUCUGGGAGGAGGAGGAGUGAGGCCGACUAUACCCACGAAGUCUGACUCCCAGAUUAAAACUCUGCCGGCGAACAGGACCGUGGCGACUGCGAAGACUCCUCCCGUCAAGAAGCCUGUGGAUCCACUGCCGAAGAAGCCGGGAGAAGCGCAGGCCAAGAAGAAAGAGCCAGAGAAGGAGCCAACGCCGAAAAAGACUCCACAGAAUUGGUCGAGCGAGGACGAGAUCGAGCUCAUCUCCCGGAUCUUGAGCGACAUGAAGACGGGGAUCCGGCCACCCAAACGAGGCUCCCGGGGUGACAACUAUCACUACUGGGGUGAUCUUCUCGAGGCUUGCCGGAGUAAGUUCAUCACGGACUGGUCCAAGGAGCAGCUCUACGACAAGUACAGGCGGAUAAAGAUGCGGUACGACGAGAUGGUUAAGAAGGAGAGGAGCGAGGGGAUUACUGCUUUGAAGUUCAAGAAUCCGGGAGAAGAGAAGGUGUACAAGCUCUGGAAGGAGAUAUACGACAUGCAGGAGCAGGAGGAGUCAGAGCCACCAUCGGCUGUGAAGCCAGACGCGAACAAGAAGACGAGAACUCCGCCACCUCUCAAGAGCAGCGAAGAUGACACCAAGAAAGACGUUGCGUCCACGUCCAAGAAGCCGAAGCCUCCUGCUGCUGCUGCAAGGCAAGAGCCAAAGCAGAACGGGAGCGUCAGCGAGCAACGACAGCAGCAGCAGCAGCCGCAGAGCCCGCCGCCGCCCCAAGCCGAGAGGAAUCUCACGGUGGCGGCUAUGAACGAGCUGCAAAAGAAGAGCAACGCGGCUCUCUCGGAGAUGCAAGGCAAGAUCGACGAGAUCAUGAACGACUUCCAUGCGAGGAGCCAGGGGAUGGUCCAGGAGGCAGUGAAAGGUGCCGGGGGGAAAGCGGAGUGGCUUAACGAGUGGCUGACUUUCUCCAUGGCCCGGGGCAGCGCCACUCCCUUUUUUGGCAUGGAGAUGCUGGGAGGCAUUGGAACGGGAUGGAUUGGAGGCCCGUGGGAUGGAUCGAGCCCGACUGCCAUGAAACUCAAGGAACACUGGCUCAAGCAACAGGAGGACGAGCUUAGAGUGAUGGAGCAGCGAGUUCGGCUGUUGCAGGAUCUAUGCCGCCACCAGCAGGAGCUGCUCAAGGCACGGGGUCACUAGAUUUCGCGCGAGAAAAAAUUCGUGGAGCAAAGACAAGAAGAAAGAGGUAACACAGAUUCUGUUAUAUUUAUUUUUCCUUCUUUCGUAGCCUUAGGAAGCACAGGCAUGGUGUGUGAUUCUUUGUUUUUUUUUUCUUCCUUUUAAUGUUGUUUCAAGCAUGUUUCAGUUUCGUA